AUGAGCAGCAACAGGUCAAACACUGUGCUGCAGCAGACCAUGGUAUUUCCGCUUCUGAAGCUAGGAUCCCUAGCUUUGCGAACUAUCUGCAAACCCAUCGCUAAUCGCCUCAAAAAAGAAGCUGGCGUUAACCCUAGAUUCCGUCAAUUCAUCAUCAACAUUGCACAGGCCAAUCACAGAUUCACGACGAAAUUACAAAGACGCGCUUCUGGUCGUAUAACCGAUGCAGUUAUUCGCCCUUUGAACGAAGAGAGAGCUGUUCAAGCCGCUGCAGAUCUUCUCGGUGAAAUCUUCGCCUUCACGGUUGCAGGAGCGGCUCUUGUCUAUGAGUAUCAUAGAAACGCAAGAGGAGAAGCUAGAAAAGAAGAGAAGCGACAAGAGGAACUACAGGUAAUCAGACUCAAUCAUGAGAAGAUGGAGAGUGAGCUGGAAGAGAUGAAACAAAGAAUUGGCAGGUUUGCUGAAGAGCUUUCUAAACCAAGAGAAGAGCAGCAUUCUAAACCAAGAGAGUUCGCUGAAGAGCUUCAUAAACCAAGAGGACUCGCUCGGCUCUUCAACUACAUUUGUCCUCAGAAAAUACAGCAGGAGAGCUAA
Microthlaspi erraticum is the source of this 594-nucleotide messenger RNA. NCBI's taxonomy places the organism in Eukaryota, Viridiplantae, Streptophyta, Magnoliopsida, Brassicales, Brassicaceae. The record is from the annotation of a GenBank genome assembly.